CCCAUCCUCUUUCCCCACCAACUCCUCGUUCUUCCCAAAACCAUAAAACCAUAGUUCAUAGCCAGCCCGGCACAAAGUACACAACACACCAGACUUCUCUCUCUUUAUCUCUCUCUCAUUUUCUGGUCCACACAAUACCGUAAUCUCUCUCUAUAUAACUGUAUCUAUUGGUUACCUCUUUUCUCGACUGUGAAACAUUGGCUUCUGUUUGCUCUUUUUCUUGAUUCCUUUAUCUAAUCCCCUUUUUCACUGUUCAUCAUUCCCUUGUUCCAACAUUUUUCUUGAAUUCUCGGAUUUUUGGCAUCUGAUUCUGCGGGAAAAGGGGACAGACACAAAAGGGGAACUCUCUAUCCGAUCCUCAUCGCUAAUAAAUCCAUUGUUUCUCCCCCCCGUUUGGGAAUAUAUUAUGCGCUUGCGAUUUUUCUUGUUUCCCCCUGGAGAUUUCGCGUCCUCGGAAAAUGCUUGAUUACGUUAAUGGUGGUUCCGACGAGGUUAAUCUUUCGGAGGGCGUGAAUUCCAGUAAAAGUUCGAUGAGUAGUAGCGAUCACAGUCACUGCACUAGCUUUAGCCGCCUGUCUUUUGAUCUCCCCACGAGCUCGCCGGAGCAGAACGCGGCGGCGCUUAAGCCCCACCGCUCGUCGGAUUCUUCGUUUCACGCGCUUCGCAACGAGCGUGGGCUGAGCUUCCGGGAUUUCAGCUUGGUCCGCCAGAUCGGCAGCGGCGACAUUGGGAGGGUCUACCUCUGCCGCCUCCGCGGCGGCGGCGGCGGCGAGGGGCAAGUUUACGCCAUGAAAGUGGUGGACGGCGAGGUUUUGGCGCUGAAGAAGAAAGUUCAGAGGGCGGAGACUGAGAGGAAAAUCAUGAGAAUGUUAGACCACCCGUUUUUGCCGACUCUCUACGCGGAAUUCCAAGCCGCGCAGUUCUCGUGUGUCGUGAUGGAGUAUUGCUCCGGCGGUGAUUUGCAUUCUCUCCGACACAAACAGCCCAAUAAACGAUUUUCUCUCACCUCUGCUAGGUUUUAUGCAGCUGAGGUUUUGGUCGCUCUAGAAUACCUUCACAUGUUGGGGAUAAUAUACAGAGAUUUAAAGCCGGAAAAUGUGUUGGUUAGAUCAGACGGUCACAUUAUGCUGACGGACUUUGAUUUAUCUCUUUGCUCCGAUGCAAUGGCGGCCGUUGAAUCGCCGGACUUUUCCGUUGACCCGCCGCCGGCUUCGCCGACGUCAGCUCGUGUACCCACUCCGUUUUCUUGCAUUUCCGGCAGGCUGUUCCGGUCGAAGAAGAUUCAGACGCUCUCCAACAGCCGGUUGUUCGUGGCGGAGCCGGUGACGGCCCGGUCAUGCUCGUUCGUCGGGACCCACGAGUACGUGGCGCCGGAGGUGGCCUCCGGGAAGCCCCACGGGAAUGCCGUCGAUUGGUGGGCGUUCGGGGUGUUCAUCUACGAGAUGAUGUACGGGCGAACCCCUUUUGCGGGUGCAUCCAAUGAGGAUACGCUGCGGAGCAUAGUGAAGAAGCCCUUGGCUUUCCCCAACGAAACCCCGGCGAGCGUGAGUGAAGUUCACGCGCGGGAUCUGAUCUCCGCGUUGCUGAACAAGGACCCGACGAAGCGGCUCGGGUCGAAGCGCGGGGCGGCUGACGUGAAGACCCACCCGUUUUUCAAGGGCUUGAAUUUCGCGCUGAUAAGGUCGGUGGCGCCGCCGCCGUCGUCGAGGCCGGGAUUACGGAGACACAAGACAACGCCGCCACUUCGCGGCGGCGACAGGCAUCAUGUGCAGCCGUUUGAUUUCUUCUGAAGACGUGGCAAAAUGUACUUUUGUUAGGAUAACGGAUUACUUCCACGUGGCAUAUCCUCCCGCCAGAUUUUGCUGUGACAUAGGAAAGAUAGCGUAACAGUGUUACUAUAUGCUUAGAGAAAUUAUUAUUAUUAAAAAAGCAAAAAAAAACAGAGAAUGUGUAAAUACAAGUGAAAUGAAUCCGGCAGUAUACUAGGUUUCAUUUCAACGUUGUUGACUUGUUGGCAAUGCAUUUGGACAUCUUUGCAAUCCCUGCAUACAUUACACGGCGUUUGCAUAGUUGGAAAUUCAAAGAGAAGUACAAUUAUAAAA
This is a messenger RNA of Ipomoea triloba (trilobed morning glory), 2102 nucleotides long. RefSeq names its product protein kinase PINOID-like. Gene Ontology annotation, molecular function: ATP binding; protein serine/threonine kinase activity. The record is from RefSeq and is a predicted model, not a curated record. NCBI's taxonomy places the organism in Eukaryota, Viridiplantae, Streptophyta, Magnoliopsida, Solanales, Convolvulaceae. Gene Ontology annotation, cellular component: nucleus; cytoplasm; plasma membrane. Bases 459 to 1790 code for a protein of 443 amino acids. The transcript is spliced from 2 exons. Gene Ontology annotation, biological process: protein phosphorylation.